AUGGUACCUGCCACCCGGCAAAUGACAACCGAAGCUGUCUUCGCUCACAUCCUGGACAACAUCCCUUUGUUAUCCCGAGAGCAUCCCAUUUGUCUCAGUUUCCAGCAACAAGGUUACGAGUCCGCCAUCGACAUUCUAUCCAUCUUUGAGAAUGAACUUGAAACCCUUGGGUACAUUUCCCCCACGGCUGUCAAUGGUGUCGAGAAUGACAACAAGUACUGGGAUAAUUUCUAUCAAUCUUUUGUGGUCACCGCCGUAUCGCACAACAUUGAGAAGGUCCUUGAUCCCACGUAUGCCCCUACGGAACCAUCUGAAAGGGCCCUCUUCGAGGAGCAGAAAAAGUUUGUGUAUUCUGCUUUAGAACAUAGGUUACAGACAGACAUGGGCAAAAACCUUGUUCAGGAGCAUAGUUUCGACUUCGAUGCGCAAGAAGUAUUUCGUAAAGUCGUUAAACAUUAUACGGAAUCAGCAAGUGCAAAGAUCAGUUCAGCUACUAUGCUGGGGUACCUCACCACAGCAAAGUAUGGAUCCUUGUGGACAGGUACAGCUGAAGGGCUUAUCCUCCAUUGGAAGAACCACCUCCGCAUAUACCACAAUACGGUCCCGACGGCUGAGCAACUCCCAAAGCAAUUGUGUCUUAGUCUUUUGGAGAACGCAGUGCACGAUGUCCCGGAGCUUCGACAAGUAAAAAUCACAGCGACUCUCGAUCUUGCAAAGGGAGGUAACCCAAUUAUAACGGAUUCUUCAAUACUCACGCAAUGUAUUGUUGAUACAAAGAGAGAGUAA
Phaeodactylum tricornutum CCAP 1055/1 is the source of this 786-nucleotide messenger RNA. RefSeq lists its product with no specific name. The coding region runs from base 1 to 786 and encodes 261 amino acids. The transcript is spliced from 2 exons. The record is from RefSeq and is a predicted model, not a curated record. NCBI's taxonomy places the organism in Eukaryota, Bacillariophyta, Bacillariophyceae, Surirellales, Neidiaceae.